Rhopalosiphum maidis (corn leaf aphid) is the source of this 1556-nucleotide messenger RNA. Its product is annotated as tektin-4. Bases 66 to 1406 code for a protein of 446 amino acids. Gene Ontology annotation, biological process: cilium movement involved in cell motility; cilium assembly. The record is from RefSeq and is a predicted model, not a curated record. The transcript has 7 exons. NCBI's taxonomy places the organism in Eukaryota, Metazoa, Arthropoda, Insecta, Hemiptera, Aphididae. Gene Ontology annotation, cellular component: nucleus; microtubule cytoskeleton.
UCUACAAAAGUAUAAAUCAAAUAAAUUAAGAUUGUUUAUUUAAAAAAAAAUAAUAAUUCAUUAUCAUGGAAAACAUUUCAACCCCUAACCGUCAACUCUCAAUGUGUGAUAUGAUUUCCGAUGAUUUAUCUCAAAUUAAAAACCAAGCUAUCGACAAACCAUGUGUCACUUAUAACAUCUGUGCGGAUCAUCCCGAAAAGGAGAAAACAUUUUCUUCGUUUCUCCAAUGGCAAAAACACAACGAGGAACUACUAAACCGAUCAACUCAGGGACAUCAUCAAUCAAAUGUGGUUGAGUAUAAUGUGCAACGUGCAAUAAACACGUUAUCCGGUUCCGUGGACAAAUGUAUGUUAGACAGUACCAAUAAAAUUGCUGGUAUGGCUAGAAACAUAGAUAGAUGGAAAACAUACAUGUUUCAAAUUUUAGAAAACAUGCGAAAUGAAAUCGAUUUCCUUAUUUUAAGUAAAAAAAAAAUUCAAAAAGCUCAAACGGCUUUGCAUAUUAUUUGUUCUAUAUCUACUGAAUGCUUGGAACGACGAUCGUUUAGAUUGGAAAUGGAUCACACUUUAGAUCCCGGACAAGUAGAACUUGUUAAAGAAAAAAAACUAAUUACCGAAAUAGGACAUUUAUUUUGCCGUACAUUGUGCCAGAUAGAAGUUCAGUUAGAUCGCAACAAACAAUUAAAGUUUCGACUAGAAAAAAGUUGGAGUGAUAAACAUCAAUCAUUUCAAAUUGAUACUAUCAAUUUAGGGCUAAAUAUUCAGUCGCCUAUCAUAAUGUCACAUACGGACGUUAUCAAAGAUUCUGAAAGCACUUGUUUGUCAGUACCAGAAUGGGAAACAAUUACUAAAACUUUAUAUGAAGAAGCCAUGCAAGUUUUAAAUGAAUCGAGACAAUUGAGAUCAAUAAUCGACGAUGUACUCAAGAAAAGCGCAAAUAGAUUAAGAGAUCAAGCUGAUACAGUUGAUAUUGCUUUAGCGCGGUUCAUAUCCGAUACACAACAAAUUGGACAAGCAAUCGAAAAUGACUUGAAACAAGUAGUUCAACGAUUAGGCGAUUCGGAAAAAUCAAUCGGAAAUCUCCUUCGCGUAAUAUCGAAUUUAGAAAAGGCCAAACAAACUGCUGAAACAAGGUUACACAAUCGUUUGAAACGUCCGGGGGAUGAGAACGUAAAGGAUAAUGCACAACUAAGUCUUAUUUCGGAAGUAAAAAGCAUAACCGAACAAUUAAACACGCUUAAUUAUCAAUUGCACUGUGCCAGAACGGGACACUUGGGUUUGCAAGAAGCGCGUUCACAACUCGAAGACGAUUGUCGUAUUAAAAGGAAAACGCUUUGGAUCGAUAGCAUUAGAUGUCAAAACAUACGAGCGCAUUAUCCUUCUAUGAACAUAUUAAUUGGCCAUUGAAACGACACGAUAAUAGAACGCGUGUAAUGAAAAUAAUUUUUUAUGGCCCAUCAAAGAACAUAAUAUAUUGACAUACAAUGUAUUGAUAGGAUAUUCGCCAUAACAAGCUAUUAAAUUGUCGUCUAACGAUAUAAAAUCAAAUUAUCUAUG